Molecule: messenger RNA, 1728 nt
Organism: Limanda limanda (common dab)
Lineage: Eukaryota; Metazoa; Chordata; Actinopteri; Pleuronectiformes; Pleuronectidae
Product: ATP-sensitive inward rectifier potassium channel 12-like
Exons: 2
Coding region: 1-1728 (575 amino acids)
Biological process (GO): regulation of monoatomic ion transmembrane transport; potassium ion import across plasma membrane
Cellular component (GO): plasma membrane
Molecular function (GO): inward rectifier potassium channel activity
Source: RefSeq, a predicted model, not a curated record
AUGGUUGGAACUGCCCGCCCCAACCUGCAUUACUGCCCUCGCAGACACAGCCUGAUGAUCACCGGUGCCAUGGGAGCGGUGCGAGUCAACAGAUACAGCAUCGUUUCCACAGAUGAAGAUACCCUGAAGAUCUCCAUGUUGGGCCUUCACAACGGCCACAGUCCUCUGACUCAGCAGACCCUGUCGGGGGCCUGCAUGCAAGGUGAGGAAGGAGGAGAGUGUCCGGGAAGUGAAGAAAGAAGAGGGGCUUUGUCUCUCAGGGUAACAAAUGAGCCAAUUGUCCACAACAGCUGCCGUGCACCACCUUCACGUCAUCUGGGUUUUGAUCUGGGCACCGGCCGCCUGCGCAGCCGCUUUGUGAAGAAGAACGGACAGUGCAAUGUGGUGUUCAACAACAUGGAGGACAAGCCACGGCGAUACCUGGCUGACAUUUUCACCACCUGUGUGGACAUACGCUGGCGCUACCUGUUACUCAUCUUCACCACCACCUUCCUUCUGUCCUGGCUGCUGUUUGGCCUGGUCUUCUGGGGAGUGGCGUUCGCACAUGGAGACUUUGACUUUCUCCUCCCUGUUAAGGACGGGGAUCCUCGGAGUGGUUUAGAGGGAGGAAAAGACGAAUGGCGGCCAUGUAUUCUCCACAUCCAGGGCUUCAUUGGGGCGUUUCUCUUCUCCAUAGAAACCCAGACCACCAUUGGAUAUGGUUUCCGGUGUGUCACUGAGGAGUGCCCAGUCGCUGUGGUGACUGUGGUGGUGCAGUCCAUCGUGGGAUGCAUUAUUGACUCCUUCAUGAUCGGCACCAUCAUGGCAAAGAUGGUGCGGCCCAAGAAGCGGGCUCAGACCUUGCUGUUCUCGCAUAAUGCUGUCAUCGCUCUGCGGGAUGGUAAGCUGUGCCUCAUGUGGCGUCUGGGAAACAUGCGCAAGAGUCACAUAGUUGAGGCGCAUGUUCGUGCUCAGCUCAUUAAGCCAAAAGUGACGGCAGAGGGUGAGUACCUCCCUCUGGAGCAAACAGACAUUGACGUUGGCUAUGAUGACGGGUUGGAUCGGCUGUUUCUAGUGUCUCCUUUGGUGGUGGUCCACGAGAUCAACAAGAACAGCCCUCUGUAUGACAUGAGCUGUAGUGACCUGCACAAAGAGGACUUUGAGAUCGUGGUCAUCCUGGAAGGAAUGGUCGAGGCCACAGCGAUGACCACUCAGGCCCGCACCUCCUACUUAGCCAAAGAGAUUCUAUGGGGCCACCGCUUUGAGCCUGUGGUCUUUGAAAAGGGUGACCGCUACCACGUGGACUAUUCCCGCUUCCAUAAGACCUAUGAAGUGCCAUCUACGCCUCACUGUAGUGCCAGGGAACUGAGCCAGAUGAAGGUCCGUGGUGGGCAGUCCUCUUCCUCCAGCUCGAGUUACUCCAGGACUCCCUCACCGCUUGCCCCAAGGCCGUCCCGCCACCUCCUGGGCCCUCACUCCCCCAGUGCUUUUUGCUACGAGAACGAGGUAGCUUUGUGUUGUGGUGACGAUGAGGAUGAGGAGAACACAAAGAAGGAGGCGGGAAGCCUGAACAUAAGAAGUGACAGAGAAGUAAAGAUGAGAGAUGAGAUUCACUCGGGUUUCAAGGAGACAUUUGUGGAGGAGCAGACAGCGGAGAUGCUGUGUGUUCUGGACACAGAGAAUCAAAUCAGCCUUGACAGACUACAGCCCACCCUACCUUUAUACAUCAGCAGAGAGUCAGGAGUUUAA